This is a messenger RNA of Striga hermonthica, 861 nucleotides long. The record is from the annotation of a GenBank genome assembly. Lineage: Eukaryota; Viridiplantae; Streptophyta; Magnoliopsida; Lamiales; Orobanchaceae.
AUGGCGAGUCUAGAAUGUAGGAUGUAUGAGGCUAGGUACCCGGAGGUGGACCAGGCGGUGAUGAUACAGGUGAAGAGCAUGGCCGACAGCGGCGCGUACGUCUCACUCCUCGAGUACAACAACAUCGAGGGCAUGAUUCUCUUCUCCGAGCUCUCUCGCCGCCGUAUCCGUAGCAUCAGCAGCCUCAUUAAGGUCGGCCGUAUCGAGCCCGUCAUGGUGCUCCGUGUCAAUAAAGAGAAGGGUUACAUUGAUCUGAGCAAGAGGCGUGCGUUCAAAUUGAUCGUCACUGAUCCCGAUUCAAUCCUUGAUUCCCUCACUCGUGAAGUCAAAGAAGUGGGUCCUGAUGGAGAAGAGGUGAAGAAGGUGGCUCCGGCUAUAACUGAUGAAGUAAAAGAUGCUUUAGUGAAGAAUAUUAGGAGAAGAAUGACGCCACAACCUUUAAAGAUUCGUGCCGAUAUUGAAAUGAAAUGUUUUCAGUUUGAUGGUGUCCUGCACAUAAAGGAAGCAAUGCGUAAAGCUGAAUCUGCAGGCAACAAGGAUUGCCCAGUUAAAAUUAAGCUGGUUGCUCCUCCGGCGUAUGUGCUUAACACUCAAACUCUUGACAAGGAGCAAGGAAUCGAAAUCCUUAACAGGGCAAUUGACUUAUGCACGAUAGUGAUUGAACAACACAAAGGCAAACUGACUGUCAAGGAGGCACCAAGAGCGGUGAGUGAACGGGAGGAUAAAUUACUUGCCGAGCAGAUGGCCAAACUUGGACGUGAAAAUGGAGAGGUUAGUGGUGAUGAGGACAGCGAAGAGGAAGAAGAUACUGGAAUGGGCGAAAUUGAUCUCGAAAAUUCCAGAAGUGGUAUAACUGAGUGA